UACUUUGGUAUCAUUUAAUAGCUAACUCAUUGUUAUCUAACGAUUUCACUGACAAAUAUUGUCCAAUGGCGUCAUUUGUCAUUUUAUGGUCUAUUAUCUUCUUGGCAAAUCUAAAAAUUAAUUCUGGGUUAAAAUGUUAUAAUUGCACCUCAUAUGAUCCAUUAAGUGAUUGUGUGAUUCAUGAUGGUCCUCUAGUUGAUUGUUCAACCAAAUAUUGUAUGCUUAAUCGCAUUGAAGCUGAUGAUGGAAGUGAAGGAUUUUAUUUUAUUCGUUCAUGUACUAGUGUCAUCCAGCCACCAAGUAUAGUUAAUAAUUCUAAUACUUAUGGAUUAAAAUAUUAUUUCCAAUAUUGUUCUACUAAUCGAUGUAAUCGUGGAAAUGGUACAACUUCAAAACUUCCACCACAAAUUCUAGUUGUAAAUGGAAAAGAUAAUUCUGCAGCUGGAUAUUUAUCUGUUAAUAUUUUUUUAUUAAGUAUUUUAACACUUUAUCAUCUGAUGUUGCUAUAAAAAAAAAAUAAUUAUACUAUAAAAUGACGUAAAGAUAAGAAAUUUAUUUAAUUUGAGGUUAGAAAAAAUAUAAAUACUUGUUAAUAA
Messenger RNA from Chelonus insularis, 596 nucleotides. RefSeq lists its product as uncharacterized. NCBI's taxonomy places the organism in Eukaryota, Metazoa, Arthropoda, Insecta, Hymenoptera, Braconidae. The transcript has 2 exons. Bases 66 to 509 code for a protein of 147 amino acids. The record is from RefSeq and is a predicted model, not a curated record.